AAAGAUGCGAUUUCUGCUCCGGUGGACUGCUCCACUUGUGGAAAAACUUUUCCCAAUGCAAAAGCCCUGCGGGUGCAUGAAGGGGAUCCAUUUUCCCCCGGAGCAGCUGCCCUGCGAACUGUGUUCCCGGACUUUCGAGUGCGAGGCUGUGCUGGCAGAUCACGUGAUGAUGCAUAGCACAGAUGGUGAACUGGAGGUCGCUUGCAACUCGGGCGAGGAUGGGAACAAUAUUUUUGUCUGAACUGGAAACUUACCCCGAUUGGGUAUUGAAUCUGACUUGUAAUCUUUGAAUAAAGUGAUUACUAUGGGA
Messenger RNA from Phaedon cochleariae (mustard beetle), 310 nucleotides. The record is from the annotation of a GenBank genome assembly. NCBI's taxonomy places the organism in Eukaryota, Metazoa, Arthropoda, Insecta, Coleoptera, Chrysomelidae.